Molecule: messenger RNA, 2600 nt
Organism: Physella acuta
Lineage: Eukaryota; Metazoa; Mollusca; Gastropoda; Physidae
Product: E3 ubiquitin-protein ligase TRIM56
Molecular function (GO): zinc ion binding
Source: RefSeq, a predicted model, not a curated record
AGCAGCAGACGAAGAUCUGGUUCCAGCCGUCAAGUGAGGCGUGGAUCAAACGUUUCAUCUCUCACUCGCCUACUGCUGGCCGUCACAUUCAGGUUGGUCUCGUGCCCGUACAAUGCCAGGCUCAUGUAUCUACCCGCGAGCUAUCGAUUAGAGAUGAACUAACAAGGUAUCUGACGACACACACGUCAACAGUGUCAGCAGUAUUCAGCCAAGAUGGAGAUGAGACAAGCCAGUCAACCAGUCGACAAGUGGUGUGAUGUCAACACAAAUCUUACAACUAUGAGAAAAGGGUCUGUGUGCAUGGAGGACCUACACAGUGAAGUCGUGCCCAGGGAGUUCCUUUGCUGCCCCCUGUGCAGGGACGAGUACCACGAGCCCAAGUACCUGCCGUGUCUGCACUCCUUCUGUGCCGCCUGUAUUGACGACCACAUCGAGGCAAACAGCAAGCCGGACAGCAGCUUCACCUGUCCCGUCUGCGAUACGGAAAUCAUCAUGGCCGACCAAGCGCCGGUACAGUUGCCGGACAACGCAUUUGCGCGCCGGCUCAGCUGUCCAAGCACAACGCGGUGCCGGCGAGAGCGGAAGUGCGGGUCGUGCGAGGGCACGGCCACGGUCCACUGCAUCAACUGUGACGAGUUCCUGUGCCAGCAGUGCUCGCUGGGCCACCUGCAGCAAGUGGAGACGUCCAGCCACAGGACCCAGGACAUCGACCACUACGAGGACGGCGAGGUGGCCACACAGCAGCCCACUCUACAGAGGUGCUGCCAGUACUACGACGACAUGGACAUCGGCUGCCUCUUCUGUGUGGACUGCGAGCUGCUGGCCUGCCCCGAGUGCCACAACACCAAACACGCCGACCACAGGUGCGCCGAGCUGGGCGCCAUCGCUCAAAACUUUGAGAACAAAAUCAAACAGCCGCUAGAGGAACUCAAGAAGGACAGCGCCACUCUCCAUAAAGUCCUCUCAAAGCUGGAGCUUGCCAGACAACAGGCCACGAACAACAUGCAGGACUUGAAAACUGCCGCCAGACAGAGAACAGAUGUUCUGUGCAACAUGAUUCGAGAGUACGAGAAUAUUCUAGUUUUGGAAAUCGAGAAGAAGCAUGCGCAGAACGUGUCAGCCAUAAAAGAGCGCGAGGCCACAGUGCGGAACUGUAUCGAGUCCAUCAAAGCCGUGACAGAACUGACCGACAAGCUCCUGACCUUCGGCUCAGAGGAAGAGAAAGUCUCGAUGAGACGGAAAAUUGGGCGGCGAGUUCGAGAGCUGUGUGAGGAAGAACUGCCCAUGAGGACCUUCAAGUUGGUCAAGCGCACACUCAACGAACCCAACGUGACAGUGGACAUGGUGUGUGAGAUGUUCGGUGACUUAAGAAAGGAGGCCUCACCAGCCAGUAGAAGAAAAAUUCAAACAGCUUCACAGAGUAUUGACCUGGGGAUGAUGAGCCGCAGAAUGAAGGCCAGCUCGGUGUCCUCCACAGAGGAAAUCGUGCCCGAGCUGGCGGGUCUGGAGGAGGAAGAGGAGGAGGACACGGACAUGUUGAGUGCCAGCAACACCAGCGACGCCUUCAGGCCUGGCUCCUCCCUGCUCUCUCUCAGUGCCAACAGCAAUGACGACUUCAAGAUGGCUGCCAGUGUGUCGCCCAGGUUAGCCGAGGUGCCAGACACCAACGUCCACUCAUCCACAGCUCACGACCAAGUGCCCUGCCACAACCUGGACAGUGUCCUCAGAGAGAUGCGCCUGCCCGACCCCUUCCUCUCUGAGAGCAUCAAGGGGGUGGGCGUCAACCAACAAGGCAACAUUCUUGUGGCCACCGUCUCUCCCGGGGGGUGUAGCAAAGUCUUUAUCCUGGAGAAACAUGCCAUUGUCAUCGGUCAGAUCCCCAUAGAGAAAAGCUGGGUGGUCCACUCGAUAUCAGCUGAUGGCAAGGUGAACCUGGUCCUGCCCAGGAGUGAGAACAAGUACAAAGUGAGGAUCAUGUCGGGGGAGAACAGCGUCAACACGCUGGCUGACGUCCAGAUUGAAAGCUUCGGGCUCAACUCGGUCACAGCUACAAGAGAGGGCAAGAUUCUCGUCUCAGCCAACAGGUAUGCCACGGCCAAUUCCGUCCACGGCCGUUCCGCCAAGUAUGGUGGCAACAUCACCAUCUACGCCAAGGACGGCACGCUCGAGCGCGUCAUCACCAACGAGACGUUCACCCAACUCAACCUCUACCUGUUUGACCGUCCCCAGCACAUCGCAGUGGACGCCCAGGGCUGUUUCUUUGUCACAGACCCAGGCAGGCACAGUGUGCUGGGGUUCAAGCCCAAUGGGGAAUUCAUGUUCGAGUACGGCAACACAGACGCGGAGGAGGAGUUAUACCAAGGGCCGGACGCCGUCUGUACGGACACAGAGCAGAACGUCAUUGUCUUUGACAAACGGGAUGGCCGUAUAGACAUCCUCAGCUAUGAGGGACACUUACAGAGGUGCUACUUCCCCAGUGAGCAUAUCCGCUUCAUCAGUACCACCCCAGACAAGUGUCUCCUAUUGGUCAACUCACAAGGGGACCUCAAGUUUUUUAACUAUCUCUAGCCACUUGGUGGGCCCAAAGUUGGUCAACUCAC